Procambarus clarkii (red swamp crayfish) is the source of this 750-nucleotide messenger RNA. Its product is annotated as 41 kDa spicule matrix protein-like. Lineage: Eukaryota; Metazoa; Arthropoda; Malacostraca; Decapoda; Cambaridae. The record is from RefSeq and is a predicted model, not a curated record.
AUGGGGCCAGGUCGUGCCGGCACAUGGCCCGGGUACGUCAUGGGGCCAGGUCGUGCCGGCACAUGGCCCGGGUACGUCAUGGGGCCAGGUCGUGCCGGCACAUGGCCCGGGUACGUCAUGGGGCCAGGUCGUGCCGGCGCACGGCCCGGGUACGUCAUGGGGCCAGGUCGUGCCGGCACAUGGCCCGGGUACGUCAUGGGGCCAGGUCGUGCCGGCGCACAGCCCGGGUACGUCAUGGGGCCAGGUCGUGCCGGCACAUGGCCCGGGUACGUCAUGGGGCCAGGUCGUGCCGGCGCACGGCCCGGGUACGUCAUGGGGCUAGGUCGUGCCGGCACAUGGCCCGGGUACGUCAAGAGGCUAGGUCGUGCCGGCACAUGGCCCGGGUACGUCAAGAGGCUAGGUCGUGCCGGCACACGGCCCGGGUACGUCAUGGGGCUAGGUCGUGCCGGCACACGGCCCGGGUACGUCAAGAGGCUAGGUCGUGCCGGUACACGGCCCGGGUACGUCAUGGGGCCAGGUCGUGCCGGCGCACGGCCCGGGUACGUCAAGGGGCCAGGUCGUGCCGGCACAUGGCCCGGGUACGUCAAGGGGCCAGGUCGUGCCGGCACAUGGCCCGGGUACGUCAAGAGGCUAGGUCGUGCCGGCGCACGGCCCGGGUACGUCAAGAGGCUAGGUCGUGCCGGCGCACGGCCCGGGUACGUCAAGAGGCAAGGUCGUGCCGGCGCACGGCCGGGUACGUCAAGAGGCUAG